ACUUCGUUUCCCAUCGUGCACCUCGCAGGGCGGAGAGGGCUUCCUUGUCAAGAUGGCGGCUCCCUUGACACUACUUUUGAUUUUAGCCGUUACGAUCCGUGCAGCUCUUUACAGAUCCAGUUUAGCGGACUUAAUUGCGGAGAGAGUGGAGGUGGUAUCUCCGUUGACCGCCUGGAAAAGAGUUGUUGAAGGUUUGGCUCUGCUCGACUUGGGAGUCUCACCGUAUUCUGGAGAUGUUUUCCAUGAGACUCCUCUCAUCAUUUACCUCUUUCACUUUGUGGUGGACUAUGCAGAGAUAACAUUUAUGUUGGCAGAUGUGAUCACUGCUGUGGCUCUCUACAUGGCAGUGAAGGACUACAACAAACAAGUGUUCAGAAAGCAGAAAUAUGCCUUGGAGGCAGACCGCUACCCCCUCGACUGUCUGGAGCUCAUCAGAAGCCCCAAAGAAAUGUACUACAUCCCUCUGAAAGUAGCCAUGUUUUACCUGUUGAACCCGUUCACCAUCCUGUCCUGCGUCGCCAAGUCAACAUGUGGUCUGAACAACGCUGUCAUCGCCCUCUUCAUCCUCGCUACAAUAAAAGGAAAUGUCUUGCUGAGUGCCAUAUUUCUGUCCUUGGCCACAUAUCAGUCCAUCUACCCUCUCACUCUGUGCGCUUCAGCGCUGCUGUAUUUGAUGCAGCGUCAGUACAUCCCGGUGAACCUUCGGCGUUUCAGCUUCUGGUGGUUCAUCGCGCAGUAUGCCUUCAUGUACCUGGGCAGCCUGUUCGUCAUCGUCUGUCUCUCCUUUUUCCUGCUCGGCUCGUGGGACUACCUGCCGUCUGUCUACGGCUUCAUUCUCUCAGUACCAGACCUGACCCCGAACAUCGGCCUCUUCUGGUAUUUCUUCGCCGAGAUGUUUGAACACUUCCGCCUCUUCUUCCUCUGCGUCUUCCAGAUCAACGUUUUCUUCUACACCAUCCCUCUGUCCGUCAAACUCAAGGAGCAUCCAGUGUUUCUGAUCUUCAUGCAGUUAGCUGUGAUCUCCAUCUUUAAGUCCUACCCCACUGUGGGAGACAUCGCUCUCUACCUGGCCUUCCUUCCUGUCUGGAGUCACCUACACAGAUUCUUGAGGAACAUCUUCCUGGUGUCCUGCGUCCUGCUGGCCUGUUCGGCUCUGUUCCCGGUUCUCUGGCACCUCUGGAUCUACGCCGGCAGCGCCAACUCCAACUUCUACUACGCCAUAACGCUGCUGUUCAACGUGGCACAGAUUCUGCUGGUGUCGGAUUAUUUCUACGCUUUCUUGCGGAGGGAGCACCAUCUCAGCUACGGACUGUAUCUGAAGAGGAAAGAUGGCUCAGAGGCUACAUUAGUUCUUAAAUAAAACACACACACACACACAGACACCUGCGCACACACUCAUACGCACACCACCUGGAUGGCUACGGAGAAACUGCUCGAGGUCUCAUUUAUCCUCACAGGGAACAAACACAAACUGAUGAGGAUAAACGACUUUCAGAGCCGCACUGGAACAUUAGCACACAUGCAGGAAGUGUGUCUGGUACAACGUCAUAUGCCAACUUCAAGUCACAACACUCAACAUGACGGACACAUGCAGAGAUGGGAUGUACAAAUCUGACUCCUGCAAUGUGAAACAAACAGACAGCAACUAAACAGCUUUCCACUUUCUCCUCCUGGAGCACUCUCUAAUUGCGAGGGUGGCUUUUAUUUUGAAGCCUUCUUCCUCCUGACAGCCACACUGGAAGACUUUUUUAUUUUUGAUGUUCUGUUUAUCCUGUAGCUCCGUCCUGGACAGCUUUUAUUUUAUUUUGAAGCACCAACUCUCAAGCAGCGUUUUUUUUUUUUUUUUUUUUGGGAAGACGAUGUCACUCUGUGGGGGCUUUUAUUUUGAAGCAUUUUUCCUCUUUAAACACCAAAAAAAAUCAUAAAAAUGUGGGAAACUCUUUGAUUGUUCCACAUUUUUUGUGUUGUUUCAUGUUCACCUGAUUACAUUUGUGUUCCUUUGGGUUGGGAAAAGGAAGAGGAAAACUAUAUUUUAAGGGUUUGUCUGGAAGCCUAAAAAUGUCCAUUUAUUCCUGUCUCUCUUUUUUUUUUUCUCACCACUUUCUUCCUGUUUGCCUUUUGCCCUAUUUUUACCCAGUCUGCUCUUGAAUGAACAAAUUCCAGAUUAUCAGUGUUGCAUCUCAUCGCAAAUGAAAUACUAACCUCAUCAUGGUACAUGAAACUUAACACUACCUGGAGUUGUGAUUGCUUCAGCUGCCUGAAAACUGACAUUUGUCUAAAAAUGUUUGGAUACUGAUCACUAAACCCCGGACAGUUCCUGUUACCGUCUGACAAAGACAUCAGUGAAUGUGUUUUAACAACUGAGGUGCUUAAGUUCAGGAUCUGCGGAGAGCAGAAAGCUAAAGGGUUCCCGCAGUGCCCUUGUGUUUUUUACGUGUCAACAUUACAGCAGCAUAAACGCCUCAUUAUACUCACAGCGGGACCCAAAUCCACACACUGCACACUAAUUCUGUACAGCAAUACACAAUAGUAUGUAUAAUACUAUUUUAACUGUUAGCAUACAAAAAAAUACUUUACCAUUUUAUACUAACAGGAAAUGAUAUAAUACGCACACUGUCUCACUGCCAGUUAACUUAAAGCCUAAUGUCUUUCUUAAGAUUGAAUAAUUGUUUUGUUCUCCACUGUCUUUUUGGAGUUUUCUCACCACAAUUUGCAGUUUAUUUGGAUUUAUAUUUUUUUACAGCUGUGAGCUGCUCCCCCAUUUCCUUUUUUCUACUGUGGGAGAAGAGUGUCCAUCAACAGGAGUCAAAAAUCAACCGUACUGCAUACUGACUUUUUGAGUAUACUUAGUUUUGUCACUUUUGCAGUGUGAGCGCUCUACAUACUCGAACCCCGCUUUGAAUUAGUGUGCGGUGUGGAAUUGGGACGCACCACCACUCAUGUUUUUCCCCCAUCUUAACCAUUUGAUUACCUUUCUCCUUAAUCUGGAAGCCAGAAAACAAAGACUGUAAUGAAGAAUUUCAUGCUAACAAACAUGUCUGCCUGUAGGAGAAGCCACUGACAAACACCUACAUAAAAAUCUUUCAUUAAGGAUUCAUUUCACACCCUUAAAAUAAGCCUUAAACAGCCUCAGAAGUGUGGACGAUGAUAGAAAGAUUGAUCUUUUUUUAAAUUAGUUUUACUUUAUAUUACAAUAUGAAGUCCACAGAUGAAUGUUUUUGUGUAAAAAUUGGUUUCUCUUUGCCUCAACUUUAACACACAAAAAAAGACCCACUUAAAGUGUUUCAACGUCAAAAUCUAAAUACGAGCAAAAACGUUAAUUAUUGUAAGCUGGUUUUCAUGUGAAAUGACAGUAAGAUCAGUGACAAAGCAAAAAAACACAGAUACGAGCUGCUUCAGUUGCUUUUAACGUGAUCCUUGUUUGUAACAUCUGUCUGAGCAGAAGGUCGACGGCGGCCAUUUUGAUACCAAUGAGUGAAAAGUAAUUUGUGAUAUUUAUUUAUUUGCUGCACUAACAACUUUGCAAAGAGAUUUAAUUUUUUUUUUUUUUCAGGAAAAGGAGGAGCUCUUCUGUUGUUUUGAUAUUGUAUAUAUUAAAGUGUUCUGUUUUGUUACAGAUAUUAAAAUGCAAGGUUUGAAAGGGGCGAUGUUACAUUUGAUGAAUGAGUGAACAUGUCAUAAAUCAUGAUUAUUAAACUUGAGGUGAUGGUUUCA
This is a messenger RNA of Siniperca chuatsi (mandarin fish), 3714 nucleotides long. RefSeq names its product phosphatidylinositol glycan anchor biosynthesis, class U (gene pigu). The transcript is spliced from 12 exons. The record is from RefSeq and is a predicted model, not a curated record. Bases 53 to 1360 code for a protein of 435 amino acids. Lineage: Eukaryota; Metazoa; Chordata; Actinopteri; Centrarchiformes; Sinipercidae. Gene Ontology annotation, cellular component: membrane; GPI-anchor transamidase complex. Gene Ontology annotation, biological process: protein localization to cell surface; attachment of GPI anchor to protein.